Messenger RNA from Adineta ricciae, 885 nucleotides. Lineage: Eukaryota; Metazoa; Rotifera; Eurotatoria; Adinetida; Adinetidae. The record is from the annotation of a GenBank genome assembly.
AUGCAUACGGCUGAAUCGUCAAAACAGAGCACGUUCACCAACAAUCAUGACUUCGGUUUCUUCGAUAAAACACGCAUUGACAAAAAUUUAUUACUUAAUCAACCAUUCGUCGAUGCCUUAUCUUUAGUGGAAUCGACGAUAGGAAAUCCAAAUUUACCAGUGAAGCUUGGCCAAACAUGCGUGACAGUAUUAAGGAAUGAUCCAUUAUUCGACUUACGAAAAUGUCGUCGACAUAUCACUGAAAUAUAUAUGCAUUUGAUUAAAGUUUGCCAGAAUAUUAAUUUUGAGUUGGGCAAAUUUACCGAUGCAUGGUCAACUUUUGAUAUAAUUACCAUCGAUAAAGCUACAGUAAUUGACGCAACCAUGCAUGGUCUUACUGGCGAAGCCGGUAACUCGAUCGAACGUCACUUCUUCGGGUCUGUUGCUGAUGCAAUUGGUCAUUUUACGGAUAAUACUCAGUCAAUUUAUCUAAUCGAUCACAUCAUACUACGAGAACGACAAAAAAAAGACAUUCACCCAAGUUAUUACGGCACGGUCGGUUCCGAUCGGUUAGUCGCCGGAAUGAUCGACCUGGGCAUCAAAGAAAAUUAUUUCCGAAUGUUCUACGCACUGGACUUCCGCAUUAUCACAUGCAUACCCAUUCCAGAUACAGAAACACGUACAGUCACAUCACCAUUGAAGAAUCCGACAUCUGAUAACAAAACAUUUACGAAGAAAAGGCCUGUUACCGAUCUUUCACCGGAAGCAGCAAGAAUUUGUACUUUUCUGCGACUCGAUUCAGUGGAUUUAGUGAAAGCACUCGUCACGUCGGAUGAUGAAGAAGAUCAACCAAUACUAAGUGCAGCUGGAAAACUUCGUUAUCCGGCAAUUUUACACAAAACAUAG